UCAUUCGGUGGUCUCUUCGCAUCACUGCUGAUGACUCCCAAUCUGUGCGAAGACUGGACUCUAUUGGUGUCGAAAUUGAAAGAAACGAUUUUCAUGAAUAAGAUCCGAUUCAGUGAUCACUCGAAGGGUCGGCACUCCAGAGACCAGUCACUCGAGCCAUCGCUCACUCGUGAAACGGCUUUUGUCGAUAAGAACCCAUACUUUGCGGCAAAAGUGACUCAAAUUGUGACCAAAAGUGACGAACAAGUGAUCAAUAGAUCCGUCAAUGAGUUCGAGAAGUGUUUCAAUUGUUUUGAGACUCAAAUCGGCGGACACCGAUUGCUAUUAAUGUCGGAAAUGGAUGCCAUCGACGAAGAGGACAAUCAGUACGACAUUAAG
Molecule: messenger RNA, 378 nt
Organism: Oppiella nova
Lineage: Eukaryota; Metazoa; Arthropoda; Arachnida; Sarcoptiformes; Oppiidae
Source: the annotation of a GenBank genome assembly